CCUGAGCAGGCAGAGGUGCGUCCAGCUCGCUGGCAUCAGUGUGGAGUCUCAGUGUGUAGCGAGUGAAAACAAAAAAGGCUGCGCGGUGCAGAAUUUCCACUUCAGAGUUUUGGACGCUUUUUACGCACGCAUGUCUUUUCCCUUUGUGAGCUGAAAUCAAAGUUUGGAAUUACUGCCAUUUUUCGAAAGUAAGCACGUUUUUGCUGACUGUGUGAAAUAGCGUCGGACACUCAGAGCUCUUUGAAGAGAACAGCUUUGUCAGUUAACAUGUCCGCUGAGGCGCAUUCACAUUUGGGACUUCAGAAAAACAACAUGGAUUUCGUCGGCGACUUCGACUUUGCGAAGUUCGGCGUUAAGAAAGAAUCGAUGCAAGGGAUGGACCGCUCCUUUAUCGGGCCAUGCAGCCAGCUCCAGAGACCGGACUCGGUCUCCUCCACCCCCGGCAGCACACCUUGCAACUCGGUACCCUCGUCACCGAACCUCAACCCCAGCGAGCCGAGAAAUAACCCCGGGGGCGACCAGUUCUGGUUACCCAACAACGGGGGUUACCCUCAGCAAAUGUACCCCCAAUCUUUCGGUCUGACACCCGAGGACGCAAUGGAGGCCCUGAUCGGAGCCACGGCACAGCAGGGACACCCAUCUGUGCCCCACGGCCACCACCAGCCACCUUUCCAAGCUGAGUACGAUGGGUACGGCCACAUCAACGAGCCGGUCCAGCAGUACCCGGGACUCCCGGGUCACCCCGACAUGCAAGGUAUCCCCGGCAGUCACUGCGAAGACCCUUAUAUGAAAGAUGACAUGGGGUGCGAUUCCCCUGAUUCGAUGGAUGACGAGUCGGACCUCGGUGCGCACAUCCCGCACAGCCGCUACGACCGGCGGUCCAACGCGGACAGCAACUUCUCCGACGACCAGCUGGUGUCCAUGUCCGUCAGGGAGCUGAACCGGCUCCUCAGGGGCCUGGGCAAGGACGAGGUGAUGCGUCUGAAGCAGAAGCGCCGGACCCUGAAAAACAGAGGUUACGCACAGUCCUGCCGCUACAAGCGCGUCCAGCAGAAACACGUUUUGGAGCACGAAAAGACCAGCCUGGUGGGACAGGUCGAGCAGCUGAAACACGAACUGAACAGGCUGAUGCGGGAGAGGGAUGCAUACAAAAGUAAAUGCGAGAAACUGUCCGGUGCGAACUGUUACCACGAAACCGGGUCCACCAGUGACAACCCCUCCUCACCCGAGUAUUUAAUGUGAGUUUUGUCCAUCCCGCAGAACUGACCCAUCUCCAUGGCAUUGGAGGCAUUAUGUUGACAGAUCGCCCUGCUCUUUAACAAACAGGCCCAUGGAUUCUUCAAAUUGUAAUUAAUGUUGGACUUAAGGAUAUCUCUCUAAUAAUUGUAAUAGAAACAACUAGACAACAAGUUAUA
Molecule: messenger RNA, 1415 nt
Organism: Notothenia coriiceps (black rockcod)
Lineage: Eukaryota; Metazoa; Chordata; Actinopteri; Perciformes; Nototheniidae
Product: transcription factor MafB-like
Exons: 1
Coding region: 268-1242 (324 amino acids)
Biological process (GO): regulation of transcription by RNA polymerase II
Cellular component (GO): nucleus
Molecular function (GO): RNA polymerase II cis-regulatory region sequence-specific DNA binding; DNA-binding transcription factor activity, RNA polymerase II-specific
Source: RefSeq, a predicted model, not a curated record